Messenger RNA from Antrostomus carolinensis (chuck-will's-widow), 1039 nucleotides. RefSeq names its product tumor protein p53 inducible protein 3 (gene TP53I3). Bases 7 to 1011 code for a protein of 334 amino acids. Gene Ontology annotation, molecular function: quinone binding; quinone reductase (NADPH) activity; NADPH binding. The transcript has 5 exons. The record is from RefSeq and is a predicted model, not a curated record. Lineage: Eukaryota; Metazoa; Chordata; Aves; Caprimulgiformes; Caprimulgidae.
GAGAAAAUGUUGGCAGCCUAUUUUGAUUGCCCAGGAGGCCCAGAAAAUCUCUAUGUGAAAGAAGUGAUGAAACCUCAUCCAGAAGAAGGAGAAGUUCUUGUGAAGGUCUCUGCCAGCGCUCUGAAUAGGGCUGAUUUACUCCAGAGGAGAGGGAAGUAUCCUCCUCCCAAAGGAGCAAGUGAUAUUUUAGGCUUAGAAGCAGCUGGGAGCGUGGCUGGGCUUGGGCCUGGCUGCAGGAGUCAGUGGAAGAUUGGUGAUGCAGUGAUGGCUCUGCUCUCCGGAGGUGGCCAGGCAGAAUACGUGACAGUACCCGAAGGCUACCUGAUGCCAGUUCCCAGCGAGAUGACAUUCAUUCAGGCUGCAGCCAUCCCCGAAGCCUGGUUAACAGCUUUUCAGCUGCUGCAUUUUGUAGGUAAAGUACAGAAGGGCGAGCGAGUGUUGAUCCACGCUGGAGCUAGCGGAGUUGGCAUGGCAGCCAUUCAGCUGGUGAGACUGGCAAAAGCCAUUCCCAUCGUGACAGCGGGGACUCAAGAGAAACUGACAGCAACAGCAAGUGCUGGAGCAGCUGUGGGGUUCAACUACAAGACUGAAGAUUUUAGUGAAAAGGUCUUGGCCUUCACCCAAGGUUCUGGAGUCGAUAUUAUUUUAGACUGUGUUGGUGGCUCAUACUGGGAGAAAAAUCUCAACUGUCUGAGUACUGACGGCCGGUGGAUUAUUUAUGGACUACUGAGUGGGGGUGAAGUACACGGAGAUUUGCUUGCCAGGCUGCUUUCCAAACGAGGGAGCAUCCAUACGAGCCUGUUACGAUCACGAAACAAGGAGUAUAAGGAACGGCUGGUGAAAGCCUUCACAGAAACCGUGCUGCCACACUUCUCAAGAGGAACCUCCCCUCAUCUCCAACCCCUCGUUGACAGCGUUUACCCUCUGCACAAGAUCGCAGAGGCACACAGGAUCAUGGAAGACAACAAGAACAUUGGUAAAAUUGUCAUCGAAAUGCCUGCUUCACUGUAAGGAUGAAGGGCUGCUGCUGUAGCUGCUC